Messenger RNA from Fundulus heteroclitus (mummichog), 1808 nucleotides. Its product is annotated as ras-related protein Rab-17. The record is from RefSeq and is a predicted model, not a curated record. Lineage: Eukaryota; Metazoa; Chordata; Actinopteri; Cyprinodontiformes; Fundulidae. Gene Ontology annotation, cellular component: endosome. Bases 455 to 1531 code for a protein of 358 amino acids. The transcript has 4 exons. Gene Ontology annotation, molecular function: GTPase activity; GTP binding.
GAAGGGAAGCUAAAACAGGAGAAAUAUGAUCCCUCUGGUUGAUUUAAUAUCAUGUUAAUGAUAGAAAACGGUUCUGGAAACUUGGCUGAUGUGGCGUUUAGAGAACAUGUUCUGAUCCACAUGGAGAACUCCGGGGAACUAAAAGCUUGAGCUGAAUUGGAUCAGGUCUUCUCUGAAGGUUUCAUUCUGGUUCUGUUAAACUAAAACAUCUCAGAUGUUCUUAUAUUCUGGACUCAGACCGGUUCUGGGUCCUCUCCUUCCUCCAUGUCUUCCUGGAAUGGUUCUGAGUCUCCAAAAGGUGGAGACUGCUGCCCCCGUGUGUUCAGACAGUGCAAUAACAGGGGUUCUGCAGGGCCCUGCUGCAGCCCAGCACAGGGUCUGCUGACCCCAAAGAACUGCAGGGGCCUCAGCUGCUAGCAGAGAAGAACCUGAGGAAGGAACCUCCUGGUUCUGCAUGUUCCUCAGCGCGUCUGAGCCGCAGCCUGCAGGAGGAAGUGAGCUCCGUCUGAUUUCUCCUCAAACACUGAACUUUGAUUUCACUUUCAUUUUCACAGUGAAGCCGACACAGAACCAGACUCCGGCGCCGCUGCUCCUGCUGGGUCGGGUCAUCGGCACCGUUUUGGGUCCUUUGGGUCUGACCUGCACCUCUUUGAUGGGGGAACCUGUGCUGGGGGAGGGGAAGGAAGGCCAGCAGCACAGCGACUCUGUGAGCGGACCGGUCCGGACCCUCAGGGUGAAGAUGGUUCUGCUGGGAAGCUCCGGGGUUGGAAAGUCCAGCCUGGCUCUGAGGUUUGGAAAGGAUGAGUUCAGGAAGACGUCGCCUACGGUUGGCUGUGCCUACCUGACCCGGGUGGUCCACCUGAGCGACGUGUCGCUCCGCUUUGAGAUCUGGGACACGGCGGGGCAGGAGAAGUACCACAGCGUGACGCCGCUGUACUACAGAGGAGCCCAGGCCGCUCUGGUGCUCUACGACAUCUCCAGCAGGGUGAGGACCUCCCUGAGGAACAUCUCCGCCUGCUUCAGACGUCCUCAUGUGGUCCUCCUGCUUCUGCUGCAGGAAACCUUCAUCAGAGCCCAGCUGUGGGUCACAGAGCUGGAGAGGCAGUGCGGCCCUGGAUCCACGGUCGUCUGGCUCGUGGGCAACAAGGCAGACCUGGAUCAGAACCGGCAGGUUUCCGCUCAGGAAGGCCAGGUUCUGGCCGGGUCCAAAGGUCUGUCCUUCAUAGAGACGUCGGCCCUGUCUGGAGAUCAGGUCAGCGAGCUGCUGGAUGCUGUGGGGUCUACGGGUCCAUGGGAGAGCAGCAGGGAGGUCUGUCAGAGUGGAGGGAGACCGCUCUGCUGGACCAGAACCACCAGAACCACCAGAACCACCAGAACCAGCAGAACCACUUCUGGUCCUGCUGCAAGGUCGGACCCUGAUCUGCAGCGUUUGCAGAGUAGUUCUGGUCAGAAUCACCCCCACCAAGAAAGUCCAUGUUAUCAAGUAUUCUACAGUAUAUAUCCCAAGUUUACGCUGAAACAACUUUAUUAGACGCUCACUGACAAGAUGCUUCUUCUUGCAGCUAAAAACAGGUUAUAAAGGUGUACUUUGAAGUAUACGUGAAGUAAUAACACAGGUAUAGGUGAAGUAACCUUUUUGCUUGGCUGCUGACUCACCUGAUUUACCCACCGACCACCGUGGGACAAUAAGAUUAUUUUAUUAUUUCUAUUCUAUGCAUUGAGGUAAUUUCUUAAUAAAGAUAUUCGUGUGAAACAAGUCUGUCUAUUAAAAAUUGUCCAACUGGUUUCUAAUAAACGUCAAAUGUUCA